This is a messenger RNA of Colletotrichum orchidophilum, 984 nucleotides long. RefSeq lists its product as uncharacterized. The record is from RefSeq and is a predicted model, not a curated record. NCBI's taxonomy places the organism in Eukaryota, Fungi, Ascomycota, Sordariomycetes, Glomerellales, Glomerellaceae. The transcript is spliced from 3 exons. The coding region runs from base 1 to 984 and encodes 327 amino acids.
AUGGAGACCAUCAACAACAUCGCGGGUGCGGCGAGCAAGGCCAUCUGGGGGACGAAUGAAGCCAACGAAGAGCCCGUCUCUGGUGUCAAGGGUAACACCAACCAGGGUGAACCGUACGACGCUGGCAACAUUGAUUCCUUGAAUAAGGAGAAGAAGACGAAUGUGGCAGAUGCCCAAACCUCUGACUCGGCGACCGCGUCAACUGCAACCACGACUACCGGGCCAUCUACCACCACUGCUCCAAACCAAAGCACCCCGGCAGCUGGUACGACUGGUACUGGGACUGGAAACGAGCACAGCCUGACCGACAGGUCGCGUGCUACCGAAGAAGCCUCGACGCACAAGGCAACAGAGGAGUCUGCGGAGCACAAGGACGAUAUCGGCAAGCCCGAGCUGAAGCACACCUCGCCCGAUGAUGUUCCCUCGGCCGACAGCGCCGCAGGCAAGACCGAGACGCGCGCCCCCAGCGACCCAGCUACUGACCCGGCACCUAAGGGCCAGGACGUCGAUAACAAGGCGUCCGGCCCCACAAGCGGCGGAGACAAGCUUGACGGCCCUGGCCCGAGACCUCUGGAAGCCGUUGCCAGGGAGCGCGGGGGUGACGCAGGCAAUGUCGAGGGAUCUGCCAAGGGCGGUCUCAUUGGAGAGGAUGGGCCCAAGCCUGAUGCUGAAGAGAAGAAGGAGGAUGAUCCCAAUGCUAGCCAAGGCGAGGAGGGCACAGGCGAGAAGCUUGUAAAGGCUACUGGACUGGCUGCGGAUGGCGGCGACUUUGACGCGACGAAACCUGGCGCUGGCCGCGAGGCAGAUCGUCUCUUGGAUGAGAAGGACCCUGCUCACGCUGCAGCCAAGGCGUCCGCCAAGACUGGCGGAGACAAAGCCAGUGACAAGAUCAGUGAGGGUCAAACCCACAGCUCCAGCCCUGGCGCGGAGAAAGAGAAGGAAAGCCUCAAGGACAAGAUCAAGGCCAAGCUCCAUCGUCACUAG